This is a messenger RNA of Entrophospora sp. SA101, 327 nucleotides long. The record is from the annotation of a GenBank genome assembly. NCBI's taxonomy places the organism in Eukaryota, Fungi, Glomeromycota, Glomeromycetes, Entrophosporales, Entrophosporaceae.
AUGAACAAAACAAUUGUAGAAUUUUUAUUGAAUUCAGGGAAACUUGGAAAUAAAAGUAUUAUGUCUAUACCAAAAAUUUCUGAGCUAACAAUAAUUGGAUAUAGUUAUGCAAUAGCUGUUGGGCCCAAAGUUUUAUUUGUUUAUGGUGAUUCUGAUCAAUUUACUAAUGUUGGCAAGUACAGAAGGUGGAUACAAGAAAAUAAAUUAUUGGAAAAUAAGAAUUGGACAGUGAAAGAAUUGACAGAUGUUGACCAUUUUUUUGCUUCACAAAGAAUGGAAGAUGAAUUAGUUGGAGCAAUUGAUGAAUGGAUCGAAAAAAAAAAUUGA